AUGUUGUGGAAGCAGUGCAUCGUAAACUACCAGCUGAUGGUUAAUUGCCGCGACCCCCUCUGCGGUCAUGUGAGAAUUUUUGGCGUCGGCAAAGGCCGAGGCGUGGCGCACGUGGAAAACUGGGGAAUAAAGAGAAGCGUAAAAAGUAUAAACAGUAUAAACAGUGUGAACAGCGUAAGCAGCGUGAGAAAAUUGAGAAGCACUCCGAAGGUGGGAAACGCUCUGAAUCCGCCAAACUUGACCAACCUCACGAACACAAACGACUUCCUCUUCCUACACAAAAUCCCAUACCGCGCAAGCACCCAUCACAUGCAUAAAAAGCACAGGAGCGACGCAACCGAGGGACUCCAAAUGAGCAGUCUAGAGUGGAUAGCUCGCUUGUCGAGGAAGUGUAGCCGGUGGAGAAUACGCCUAUUCUCAAGUGAGAGACGGAAUGGACGAAAAACUACUUUGGAAGGCGAUAAUGAAGCAUAUGGCAAGAAUGAUCAAGGGAAGGACGACACAGAAAAGGAGAUAAACCAAGCACAAGAAACCUUUUUCAACAUAAGCAAAAGUUUGAGAGAGUCAUUUGAAAAAAAGCUAAACACAAAUGCAGACGGAGGUGUGUCCAUAAAAGACAUUUACAAAAUUUUGAAAAAGGAAAGGAAGUAUCUAGCAGUGGCAUUCCUCUGCUUGCUAAUCUCAUCCCUGGGACAAAUGUUCUUCCCCAUGUGUAUAAGCAAAAUAAUUAAUAUGUACGGAGGGAAGGAAGAAUCCUUAAAGUAUGUAAUGAACGAGGUGUACAAAACGGUGUUUUUAAUUAUAGGCAUUUCUACCUUCAGUUUUUUUCGCAUAUAUUUUAUUGAAACAUCCAUCGAAAAAAUUACGAGGCGGUUAAGAAAAGACUUGUUCGAAAAUAUACUGAAUCAAAAAUUGUCUUUUUUUGAAAAACAGAAAACAGGAGAGUUAAUAAAUAGGUUAUCCAACGACAUUGAAGUUUCUUCAAGGGUACUAAUCACUAUGUCCUUUGGAAUUCGAAAUUUGAUUGCGGCCAUUGUUGGAGGAAUCUGUGCUUUGCAUAUAUCUCCAAGUAAAUUAUUUCAGUCCUUUUUAUUCCCGGUCUCUGCUUCUCUAAUAAUCGGUACCGCUUAUGGCAAAAUUGUAAAAAAGAUCAGCAUUGUAAAACAAGAGAGGUUAAGUAACUGCAUCGAUUUUGCAUCAGAAAAAAUACACAACAUUGGUAACGUGAGAUUGCUCAAUGGAGAAUCUUUCGAAAAAAAAGAAUUUACCAAUUAUUUAAAUGAAGUGUACAAAUCAGGCACGAAAUAUUCAUUGGUCAAAGCUGGAAACCACUUCCUCUUCGUUAGUAUCAUUUCCCUUUUUUUGCUUCAUUUGAUUUAUUAUGGAAAUUAUUUAAUAGCCAAUAAAUAUAUAAAUGCUGGAGAUUUAUUUUCCCUUAUAAUGUACUCCUUAUUUUGUGGUAGUGGCAUACAGGGGGUUAUGCAAUCCAUUGGCGAUUUGCAGAAAUGCAUUGGCUCGUGUGCAAAGGUACUUCAAAUUAUUAAUCUGCCCAAGAGUGAAUUCAACGAGCACUGGUCUAAGGACACAAUUCUUUUCCUCAAAAAUGAGGAUUACUCGAUCAAGUUUGACAAUGUUUCUUUUUCAUACGGCCAACAUGAGGAAAUCAUUCCACACGACAAGUCCUCCACCGCGGAGGACCCAGUUUCGCGCAUCAGCAGUGCAGGGAGCAGCGGAAGUAGUGGCACACACAGUACGAGUAGCACGACCCGUAUGAACCGCACAGAGCGCGUGGAUAACGAACGCGUGAAGGAGAACAAUUACGCCCUGAAAAAUGUCUCCUUUUUCCUGCCGCACAACAAAUCAGUUGCCAUUGUAGGCAAAAGUGGCAGCGGAAAAACAACCAUACUAAAUCUGCUCUCCAAAAAAAAUACCCCCAACUCGGGAAAUAUCCUCAUAGGAAAUUUCAAAAUUGAAAAAAUCAACUCCUCUGCGUUAAGGUACAUCCAAGGAGUAAUCACGCAAAAACCUUUUCUCUUCAAUAUGUCUAUCCAGGGCAAUUUGCUGUACCCCCUCAAGGCAUAUGAACAGAUGCUAAAGGAACAACUGGUCCUCAUAGAAGAGGAAAAAAAUUCCCAAAGGUAUAGCACAGAAAAACAAAACAAGAUGAAUUGGUGCAGAGGUGCCAAAUCAGAAGUGCUGAACAACACGGCGUCUGAAAAUACCUUCCAAUCACAUCAACUUGCAAUCGACGACUUGGACGAAAUACACACUUUUAUUACGAGAGAAAUACAAAAUGUGCAGGAGAAUUUGAAAAAAAUUACUCCAGAUAUGUUGAAAGAUACGUAUAAAAAUUUUCAUAUUCAUGACUUUUUAAGUAAGUAUGCUCAUUACGAUGAUGUGAAUGUCGGGGUGGAUGGAUCUUCCUUGUCGGGAGGACAAAAGCAAAGAGUUUACGUUGCUCAGAAUUUGUUUAAGAAGAAUAAAAUUCUUAUUUUGGAUGAACCCACAUCUUCGCUGGACAAAUUAUCAGAGAACAUAAUUAACGAAGCACUACUUAAAUAUAUGAAAGGGAAAACGUCCAUUAUUUUUACGCACCGAUUGGACCUGCUCAAUUUCGUUGACUACAUCGGUGUGCUUAAUGAUGGCUCGAUGGUGCAGUUUGAUUUGCGCGCCAAGGUACUCGAGAAGCCCUGCGACAUUUUGCGUCAGAUACUCAGUCCAAGCUCCUUCUGA
Molecule: messenger RNA, 2733 nt
Organism: Plasmodium fragile
Lineage: Eukaryota; Apicomplexa; Aconoidasida; Haemosporida; Plasmodiidae
Exons: 1
Coding region: 1-2733 (910 amino acids)
Biological process (GO): transmembrane transport
Cellular component (GO): membrane
Molecular function (GO): ATP binding; ATP hydrolysis activity; ABC-type oligopeptide transporter activity
Source: RefSeq, a predicted model, not a curated record